AACAGUUGUACUAGACAGCUGUAGUAAAAAGCAGAUUAACAAAACCGGGUCUAGGCUCCUGGGCGCUAACGGAGUUCUGGUCUCGACAGUGGCGAUUGAAUCAGGACAGCGCCCCAUUUGAGAUCAUUGGUUCCGAACACAUAUCCAUGUACAUCGAUGAGACCGACUUGAAGCUGCACGAGGUGAGCCACAUACCGCAAACACCUGCUAGCUCCUUCCAUUGGAGAACGUAUGCCAGGGUCUCCAGCCAUGGCGCCGAGAUGCUGAGAGAAGACCCGCGGGACUCCUUCUACCAUGUUCCGCUGAUGAGCGCGUCAAACCUGCGUGGCAUCCUGCCUGUGUGCCCCUACAGUCCCACCUACCUCAUCAAGGGGUACCCUCUCCAGAGGUAUCAGGGCAUUGAGUUUGUAAGUAUGACCCUCGUGAGUGACUGCCAGGGAGUCAUGGCUCUUGUGGAAGUCUCUGUCCUGUUUAAACAGUGGGUGGGCUGUUCUGAUAUUUGUUCAUCAUGAAUAGCUGGGAGAGGUCCAAUGAGCUCAGUGUUCAAUGUUUUGGAUGUGCUGGUGUGACAGGAAAUUCUGCACCAUAAUCUCCAAAGCAUCAUUUCAGUUAAGUCUAAAUCUGAAUUGAUAUGAAAGACAGGUGGCUUCCCCUGUAAUGUUCUUAUAGAUAAAACUUUGCAAUUCUGCGAAUUACUGCUGAAGACCAGGCAACACAAUUCCCCAACGCUGAAUUCAGAAUGCUAAAAUUUAACAUUGGGGAACACACAUACACACACACACACACACCUAUACAUAUACACAUACGCAUACAUAUUUAUACAUAUACACACACACAUACGUAUUUACAC
Paramormyrops kingsleyae is the source of this 850-nucleotide messenger RNA. The record is from RefSeq and is a predicted model, not a curated record. NCBI's taxonomy places the organism in Eukaryota, Metazoa, Chordata, Actinopteri, Osteoglossiformes, Mormyridae.